This is a messenger RNA of Acanthoscelides obtectus, 4442 nucleotides long. The record is from the annotation of a GenBank genome assembly. NCBI's taxonomy places the organism in Eukaryota, Metazoa, Arthropoda, Insecta, Coleoptera, Chrysomelidae.
AUGGCGGUUUGACAGCGUCAUAAGUCAAUAGUGCUACCCUUGAAUAACAUGGAAUUCUAUCUUCUUCAGCGUGUAUAUGUUUUGUGGUAAAAACGUUGACGUCUCAAUUCUGAAUUGGCUGAAUGCUGAAUAUUUUACAUAUUUCCGGCUAACAAAAGCUUUUGUCUUUAAAUGUGGAUAUAGAGCUAGCACCACUUUAUUAAUUUCCACAAUGACGGAAAGGAAUUCGCCCGAAGAAGGAAAUAAUGUUCCACUCACGGACAACUCGCUCAUAGUUGAUAUAUCUGAUGCUCUGAGUGAAAAAGACAAGGUGAAGUUCACUGUGCAUACGCGCACUACUAUGAAAAACUUCCAAAAAUCGGAGUUUUUGGUGGUGCGCCAACAUGAAGAAUUUAUUUGGUUACACGAUCGAUAUGAAGAGGAGCCCAAAUAUGCAGGGUACAUUAUUCCACCUCCGCCACCCCGUCCAAAUUUUGAUGCAUCCAGAGAGAAACUGCAACGUCUUGGAGAAGGAGAAGGGACUAUGACAAAGGAAGAGUUCACAAAGAUGAAGCAGGAGUUGGAGGCAGAAUAUUUGGCAACAUUUAAGAAAACCGUCGCCAUGCACGAAGUAUUCCUUACGCGCUUAGCUAGUCACUCUGUAUUCCGUGAAGAUCGACAUUUGCACGUUUUUCUCGAAUAUGAUCAAGAUCUGUGCGCGAGGCCUAAGGGUAAACUGCAACAACUGGGCGGUCUUAUAAAAUCUGUCGGUACUACAACUGAUCAGUACUACCUGAAUGCAACCGUCCGAGAUGUUGCCGAUUUUUUCGAGCAACAGAUGAAUUCCCUUACAGAGUACCAUGGCCAACUAAAGGAAGCAACCACUAGAACUGAUAAGAUGACAGAAAAGCACAAAGAAUUAGCUGAUAGUUAUAUAAAAAUAUCGGCAGGAUUACUUCAGUUAGCAAAUAGUGACGAUGGGCACCUUGAUAAGUUCUUAGCCAAAGUAGCAGAGACAUAUGAGAAAGCCAGGAAAAUCGAAAGCAGGGUAGCCAGCGACCAAGAUCUGAAAUUGGCAGACACUCUCCGGUAUUACAUGAGAGACAGUCAAGCUGCCAGAGCACUGCUAGUAAGAAGACUCAAGUGCUUAGCGAAUUACGAAAAUGCGAAUCGAAUGUUGGAGAAAGCUAGACAUAAGAACAAAGAUAUUCAUGCUGGCCCAGCAAGCGAGCACUCGUCCACCUGGCAUACUUCAACCACGACGGAGACGGGAGCUACACCUGCAGCACUAGACGCAACGAGGAAGAUACACCUCCACUACGCCACGUACAUGCUAACUGAGUUACUUAAAAGCCAGCAAGGACAACUGCUGCAACUGUUCAAUUGCCAACAAGGACAGGUGUUUCUUCGAGAUUGCCGUGAUCUUAGUCUGGCCGGGAACGGUACUCAAAAUCGCGUGUUACCCACUGUUCUAGCUCCGAUCAAUCUUAGCGUGCGGAAUACGCACGAGAUCAACCGCUUACCGUCUAACGCGUUUGAUGUCCAUCCAGUAGACUUGAUAAAAUGUGCUAGCCCAGGCCUCAAUUUGAUCAAUCCGGGAGUCAAACCGCUGAGUCCCGGCCUAACAUCGACCAGUCCCAUACUGAAAGCGGCUAGUUUUGGAGUCACGGGCUGUAGUCAGUCUAUGAAACCUAUCAUGAUUUCUGCUGCCAACUCAUCGAUGCAGAGUCCAGUUAGCCCAAGUCAUCUGAAGCCCACAAGCCCAGGAGUAGUGCCGGAGACAGGAAGUGGUGUAUCGCCCAUAACCCUAAAAGGGAAACACGACUCCCCAAAUACUAUAUCGCAGAUCCAACAGACUGUUCUAACUUCCAUGCCAGCAAAAUCAGUCUCGGUAAGCGUCAUCAAAACAAAGGAGGACCUCGCCGAAGUGAAGUCGGAGACACCCAUAGUGUCAUUGCCAAAUGUUACAGUUAGCCCUGCACCGCCUAAUACUUCUGAACUCAUACCGACAACGUUAACGCCGGCUCAAAAGAAGGCAACAUAUACACACUUUGUUGAGGUCGAGAGCAAGUUGGAAGAGAUGUUCGCAGGCAUCGAGGACUCCAGCACUGACCUUUUAAAAUCUAACCCCACCACAUUGACCUUAGAUGUAUCGGCUAAACUGGAGGAGAGCCUGUUAAAGCUGGACGAGCCUGAGCUCGAAAAGGAAGAACCAGCACUUGUAUCGCAUCCAAGUCCGUCGACGUUGUCCCCAAAAAGGGAGGAAAACGUCACGACACCUGCGACAUAUGAAGAAGUUACAUCUAGUACGAAGGGUAAGCAGAAUCAGAAGUCUGCCACUCCGAAGAAGGCCAAGAGAUCGAUCGGAACGGUCUCUAAGAAAGACAGCGACGAGUGGCAGGAUAAGCCGAAUGUGAAAAGGAAAAAGGUCAAAAAAACUACAGCAGAACUAAAGAAAACCCCUACAAACAGUUCCAAGAAGCCAGCCCAGAACCAGGCGCAGGCGUCAAGGACAAAAUCUGCAACAGAUUCAGUGAAGGACGUAUACGCGUACGACUCGGGAAGUAACGCAAGCUCAAGCAGGUCUCGAGGACCAUUUAUCCUCGUCAGAGGUCCUAGUGACUCACCGAUCUCUGUCAGUGUGAACAACACGUCCAUCGGCGAAGAAGGCAGCGAGAAGACCCCCGCCAAGACGAAGAUCUACCAUGAUGACUGGCAUAAGAUCCGAUCAAAAGGUCUCCACUGCAGCACGUUAAGCAACAAGUACGAUGCUCAGACGCGCGAUAUGAGUUGGAUAUGCGUUUUUUGUAAGCGUGGGCCUCAUGCGAGCGAACUUAGUGGUCCGAUGACGCACGGACCCACUAUGGGAGACCUCUUCGGUCCGUAUUAUAUCACCACACAGUCGCCUGAAUUCGAACGUCAGCUGAUCGAUCCGUUCGACCGGCAGUUCAAGAGCAAAAAGGUGGCUCGCGCUCUGGACGAACAACAAGGGAACAAGGCCGACAAGAAGACCAAAAAGAAACAUGCUGAUCUCAUUCAGAACGAGUCUGAUGUUUACCUAGGGAUCUACGAGGUACCGACCACUAGUACAUCGAGUACAGCGUCGACGUAUGAGGUGUGGACGCAUGAAGACUGUAUUGUGUGGUCGCAAGGCACACACCUUGUAGGAGCGCGGAUAGUUGGAUUGGAGGAGGCAGUAUGGCAAGCGUCUGGUGUGUCGUGCUCCCACUGUAAGCUGCGCGGGGCGACGGUGUGUUGUCUGAACAGAGGGUGCUUACAACGGGCGCACGUGCCCUGUGCUAAACAGUUCCACUGGAAAAUGGACGAGGAAGGAGGACUUAAAGUGUGGUGCACACAGCAUUCCACGUAGGCGGGACGAGUGUAGUGUUCGAAAUUGGGAUAUGUGAUCAAGUGUCAUCUUACGAAAACUAUGUGUAUAUCAGUUACAUUACAUAGCUUAGACUUCAAAAGAAGAUAAAUUCUCAAACCUGUUGGAUUAACAGUUUACACCUUAUAUAGACAGAAAACCAAAUAACACUGACGUCGUGAGGUUCACGAGAGAGAAGCGCGAGAGGUGUGCAAUACGUGUGUUAGAAGGAGAUAGAAACACGUUGUUGCCUUGCAACCCGAGUAUGAGAUCACGGAUGUCAUCGAUGUACUCUUUCUAACUUACAUAUUUCACGCUUCUCGCGCUUCUCAUACACAUUAUGACUUCAGCCAAAUGUGAACUUCACCGUAGUCGUCCAAAAGCUAUAAAUGCUGUAUGGUUUGUUAGUCAUAUGGUCUGUGUGAAAAAAUGGAAAAAGAUGAUAAUGUGUAUAUUUCAAAUAUCAAGAACGAUCUGAUUUAUAAUGUUUAUAAUGGCUCAUACCACGGAUGUUUCCCAAGGUUUCCUUAUUUAUAACAGUUUAUUGAGAGAAAGUUAUGUGAUACUAGUAGUUGAUGCUGGCGUGACUAUUUUAGCUCUGUGUCUUGUUAGCUUCAAGCGAAAUAAAGGAAGAAACAAAGGCAUUUGUUGUAUUAUUAAGUACUUAAGAUUCAGGAACACAAUCUGACACUCAGCUGACGAAUGUAUAACGAGUGGUUGAAUGUAAUGUAGGUUUCAUUUUCAUUUUCAAAUUAAAAAGUCACUAUGAUAACUCUAGAGGUAGUUUAUAUUUUCAUCUGCAAAAAUGUAAUAGUAGCAUAACUAGCAAAUCUGUAUUUCAAAAGGGAGUAUUUGAAAUCAAAUUGAAUAAUGAUAUUAAACAGUGUUUGGUUUUAAAAAUGUUUAAUCUGAAAUUAAAAAAUCACAUUACGAAUACCCAAAAUGCUUAGCCAUGUCAUUUUAAUCGACAAGAAUGUAUAAUUACAAAAAAUCUAUUAAAAAAAUGUAUAAAAAAUAAUUAUACGUUAAAUCGACUUUCUAGGAUUAAUGCCAAAUAAGUCUUAAAAAAAACAACACUUUGGCAGUCCUAAGGAGA